This is a messenger RNA of Aureobasidium subglaciale EXF-2481, 1399 nucleotides long. RefSeq lists its product as uncharacterized. Bases 96 to 1172 code for a protein of 358 amino acids. The record is from RefSeq and is a predicted model, not a curated record. The transcript is spliced from 3 exons. Lineage: Eukaryota; Fungi; Ascomycota; Dothideomycetes; Dothideales; Saccotheciaceae.
CUAGCUCCGUCCGUCUGCUGCUAUCUAGACCAUCUCCUUCCUCCUGACCUCUUCUCUAACCUCCCACUUCAUCACCACCGUAGCAUCACCUCACAAUGGCUGUCAAUCUGAACGAGUCCGGUGUGCAAACCGCUUCACCCGUGACCGUGAGUCUCCGCGACCUGCAGUCAGGUUCGGUACCCUUCGAGGCUCUUGAACAGGCCUUUGGGCCAGACUCUCUGGGUAUCAUCGUCGUUCGUGAUCUGCCGUCUGAUUUCAUUACCAUGAGAAAGACCCUGCUGUCGUAUUCUUCUUAUCUGGCCAAUCUGCCUCAGGCUGAACUAGAAAAACUUGAGAACCCCGAGAGCAGCUAUCUUGUAGGCUGGAGCUGUGGAAAAGAAACUCUCAAGAACGGUCGCUAUGAUACGCUUAAAGGCUCCUACUACGCCAAUCCUGUGCAGGAUUCUACUCUGCACCAGAAGGCCAUCGAGAUGUUUCCGAACCUUCCAGAAUACAACGCAGCAAAUGUAUGGCCAAGCAACCAGGUUCUCCCUGGAUUUGAGCAGACCUUCCAAAACCUUUGCAACUUUAUCGUCGACACCGCUGCAUUGGUCGCCCGGGCUUGUGAUCGUUACGCAGUCAAGAACGUUCCUCAAUACCAGGAAGGUUACCUGGAACAUGUUGUCCAGACGAGCAUUUCGACAAAGGCACGUCUGCUACACUAUUUUCCUUCGCCGGCCACAACUGAGGGUGCUGCUGAAAGCUCACCUGACGACUGGUGCGCCACACAUCUGGACCACGGUUGUCUGACAGGUCUGACAUCAGCCAUGUUCAUCGAUGAAGCAGCGAACCCUCCUCACAUCGAUUCUGCAAACAUCUCACCCUUGCCAGAGCUGUCUUCACCUCCUGACCCAGCCGCCGGCUUGUACAUUCAUUCUCGCUCGGGCAAGGUGACCAAGGUCAACAUUCCAAAGGACUGUCUUGCUUUCCAGACUGGCGAGGCUCUAGAAGUCAUCACCCAUGGUAAGUUCAGAGCGGUACCUCAUUUCGUCAAAGGCUCCGCUCCCGGCAAAGGGGGCCAGGUUGCCAGGAACACCCUGGCUGUAUUCACCCAGCCGAACUUGUGGGAAAUGGUUGAUGAGAAGCGUAACUUUGCUACAUUCGCCAAGGAAAUUGUUGAACGCAAUCAUUGAACGGGAAGGACCAUGUGCCCCGGCUCGUUUGUAGCCGUAUCAUAAUAUCAAACCAAGUGCAACUUCCCGAUUUAAUGAUUGCAAGUUGACUCGCGCUGGGGCUGAAGCGAGCUAAGACUGCCGGCUUUAUGGUGGACCGGUCAAAGCACCUGUUCCUCAGCGAGUGUGGUAGUGUGAGUACAUAUGAUACCGAUCUACAAUAUGUAGCUAGCCCAAAUCCGCCAGGU